Nelumbo nucifera (sacred lotus) is the source of this 2295-nucleotide messenger RNA. Its product is annotated as dual specificity protein kinase YAK1 homolog. The record is from RefSeq and is a predicted model, not a curated record. Lineage: Eukaryota; Viridiplantae; Streptophyta; Magnoliopsida; Proteales; Nelumbonaceae.
GCUCUUGUUGAGUCCCUAAACCCAAUUGACCCCGAAUACAAAGCCAUCACAGACCCAUCUGCUUGUCUGAAAACAUCCCCAAUACCUGAAUUCCCAGGGUUAUCAAGUAUGCAACCAUCAGAAUUCAUCUUGAUCCAAGGAGACUCAGGUGGUUGCCAAGGAAUCCUUUAUCUAUCUAUUGCGGAGGAUGAACCAUCUACCACCUGCUAGUUCCUGCAUCCUGCUAUAUCAUCAUAUGAAACAUCAGUGAAGUAUCACUAUGUUCUUAUCCAUUGGGCCUCCCUUAUUGUAACAGUCCGUUUUUGACUUCCAUACUCCAUACAGAAUUCUUUAUCCUCAAAAAUAUUCUUGCUCCUUUCUUCCCAAGUUGUCCACAAAAUAGCUGCUCUUGUACAUCUCCAUGGAACCACCUACAGGCAAACAAAGAGAAGAAAAAAUAUCCCAAAUAGCAGAGACAAAAGGAGAGGAGAUUAGUAAGUGUGAAGGGGUCUCCCAGUGUGCUCUACACAGAAAGCACAUAUUAGGAGAGAUUCACUAGUUUGGUCCUUUCUUUUGCUAGUUGCCACGUGAUGAUCUUUUCCAGAAUCACUUCCUAGCAGAAAGCCUUAAUUUUGAAGGGUAUAGGGCCACACGAAACAGUUUAACAGGGAAACCAUGACUUAAAGCAAGAUUGACAACAAAGCACUGAAAAAAGAUGCACGCAAGAAAACCCUAAAAGCACAAAGCAGUCCAAACUCUGUGGUCUCUUCUUGACCUAUCCAAAAGAAGACCAUCCAAGGGUUGAAUAAAGUCUGUUGCCCCGAAUGUUAACGUAGACCACCAUCCAGGUGGUCGCCAUUGGUUUGCUGCUGGUCUUUCCCCUCAGGUUACAAGUACGAACAUAGGUCAUCUACAGAGCAGCCAACAUUUUCAGGUGACCUCAUACUCUCAUGUCAGUAGUUAUGGCAGCUUAGGAAGCCAUGGUAGCUAUAAUGACAAUGUUGGGUUGGAAGCAGCUAUGGAAGCUAUGGUGAUAAUUGUAGUAUGUAUGCAUAUUAUUCACCUGUUGGUCCAUCUGGUAUGAGCAUCAUUGCACAAGGUGAUAAUUGUAGUAUGUAUGCAUAUUAUUCACCUGUUGGUCCAUCUGGUAUGAGCAUCUGUGCACAAGGUGGAGACCCAAUCCUUGGAGCUAAUCCUGAUACUAGGCGAAGAACUUCUCAAAUCUCUCAUGGGAAUGGUCUUGGUGUCAGUUCAUCUGCAAGAAAUUUUGCGCCAAUGUCCCUAGGUGCUAGUCCUUCACACUUCACUCCUCCAAGCUCCCACAUUCAGGUUUCUGCUGGUUCUCCAAAGUAUGGUCCAAGUUCUCCAGCGAGAAGCAGUGGUUUUCAUGGUUCACCAUUGAGCAAAAUGAUGGCAGUGUCAAGGUUUAAUAGAAGAAGAAGUUGGGGAUAUCGUGGAAGUUCACAGUCUCAGGAGAGUGCAUCAUCUCCACACUCUCAAGGGUAUCACACUGAUGGUGCUAGCUGCAGUCACACUGACUGGAACUCUAGAGGACAUGGUAAUUUUCCUCAGAGUGUGCAGUCAAGUUUUAAUCCACCAAAUUGGAGACAACAAAGGGGAUGCAAUGGAGUCAACUCAGGAAAUUCCUCAACCAUUCAGAAUGUUCAAGGAUCUCUUCUGCAAAGCUCUAAUAUGCCGUUCCAACCAGCCAAAGAAACUGCUUUUGACAAGUCAGAAAACAAUUUGUCACUUCCUGCUCUUGGUGAUUGGGAUCCCAAUUAUAGGUGGAAACCGAUUUUGGACUCUCCAAGCUUAUGGCUGACAAUGAAAAGGAUCAUGUCAGCACUCAAGUCAAGGGGUCAAUGGGUUACAUGGAUCCCGAAUAUUAUAUCUCUCAGAUGUUGACAGAAAAGAGUGAUGUAUAAUUGUAUAUAGUUCUGGGGUGCUAAUGUUAGAGCUGAUAACUGGCGGGAGAGCAAUAGAUAAAGGGAGAUCGAGAGCGUUCUGAGGUGUGUGGAAGAAUUAGGAUCUGACCGCCCAAUGAUGAGUGAAGUGGUGAAAGAGAUCGAGAGCAUUCUGCAGUUGGCUGGUCUGAAUCCAAAUGUUGAUUCUGCAUCCACUUCAGAAAGUUAUGUAUGUUCUAGUCGAAGUCACACCCAACAUCCUAACAGAGACAGUAAUGAGUUCUUUGAUAAUAGUGGGGGUUACCCACCUUGCAAGGUGGAAGCACAAUGGGUUGAAGUAUUUGAUUAGGCUCUGUUUGGUGUAAAUGUAUAGAAGUACAUGCAAAUGGGCCGAGUGUCAAUCCUGGUUUUC